This is a messenger RNA of Arachis duranensis, 1002 nucleotides long. RefSeq names its product F-box protein SKIP5. The record is from RefSeq and is a predicted model, not a curated record. The coding region runs from base 13 to 786 and encodes 257 amino acids. The transcript has 5 exons. NCBI's taxonomy places the organism in Eukaryota, Viridiplantae, Streptophyta, Magnoliopsida, Fabales, Fabaceae. Gene Ontology annotation, molecular function: protein binding.
GACACCUCUCUCAUGGAAGAGGGCAACUGGAAGAGGUGUUCCAGAAAGAGAGUCUCCUCCUCUUCUUCUUCUUCUUCUUCUUCGUGCUCUCCCAUCAAUAAUCUCGAUGAUGGUUGUCUUAUGCAUAUAUUCAGCUUCCUUCCCCCAAUUCCUGAUCGCUUUAAUACCGCCCUCGUUUGCCACAGAUGGAAUUACUUGGCAUGUCACCCUCGCCUGUGGCUCAGAGUAGAUCGAUCGGUCAAAGACUUAUCCGAACCUGGUGUUUUCCCCAGCAUUGAAACUGCUGUCGCUGCUUCAAGACCAGGUGACACCAUUUUAAUAGCAGCUGGUGGAGUUCACUGCGUCUCUAACAUUCAAAUAAAGAAACCAAUUUGCUUGGUUGGUGCAGGUGAGCUUCCAGAUGACACGACACUCACAUGUUCUCGAGGCGCAGACAGUGCGUUGGAGUUCCUUUCCACCUGUAAAUUGGCAAACUUAACUGUGAAGGCAGAGCUUGGCUGUUGCUUGCUACACAGAAAGGGAAGGCUAACCAUAGAUGGAUGCAUACUUCAAUGUGAAACCAAUCCUCUGGACUAUCUCUCCUGUCCCAUUGUGAGUACAGCCAAUAGCACCGAGGUUCUUCCCUUACAGGAAAAGAGUAAUGGUGACGGUGUAUUUGUUUCUCAAACUCGCAUUGAAGGGGGUGCCAAAGCCGUAUUGACAAGUGGCGAUCUGUCCUUGCAACGAGUAAGAGUGAUAUAUGCCAGAACUUCACUUCUUUUCUGGUUUGAUGUGGAGCAGAUGUGAUCAAAUUGGUCAUGCCAGCAACCCUUUGUGAUGUCAUUUGUUGAUUUGCUUUCUUAGAGUUAUUUGUAAUUUUGUUUUUGAUAAGAUAAUGGCAUGCAGGAUUCUUUUACAUGUGACUCUGUACUUAUUGUGUACUAUUUAAAUAUGCAAGACAUGUAACAUUAUUCAGUGUAGUAUGAUGUUUGUAAUGAAUUUCCUAAAUUUUAGUCAUUUAAA